GCUUCCGUCUGCACGGCGAAUAGAAAAGGCCAACAAAACAAAAAGAAAGUCCACAAAACUGACUGCAUACCGCGUUGUCUGCUUCGCCGAAAGGCGAAAACCCACCAAAAACCGUCCGAGAGAAGGGCAGGAGAUCGAUCGAUAGAGCCUCCAAACCCUCACGAUUUCCUUCUCCGAGCGCGAUUUUAACAUCUCAUGGCGCGACGUUACGACCCCAACCCGUUCGACGAGGAGGAGGAGACGGUUAAUCCCUUCUCGGAGCCAGCUGUUGGUGGAAAGGCAAAUGGACAAUCUAGUUAUGGUGGAGGUCCAUUCUUUCAAACACCUACAUUUACUCUGCCUCCUACUUCAAAUUCUCGGCUCUCACCUCUUCCACCCGAACCGGUUGACUUCUACAACGACUAUGGUCCAACGAUUGACAUCCCUCUUGAUACUUCAAUGGAUGUGAAGAAAAAGGAGAAGGAACUUCAAGCUAAGGAGGCUGAGCUAAAGAAGAGAGAAAGGGAACUUAAAAGGAGGGAAGAGGCUGCAGCCCGAGCUGGGAUUGUUAUAGAGGAGAAGAAUUGGCCACCAUUUUUCCCCAUUAUUCAUCAUGAUAUUGCAAAUGAGAUACCCAUCUAUGCGCAAAGGAUGCAAUACUUUGCCUUUGCAUCAUUGUUAGGAUUGGUUGGAUGCCUUGUUUGGAAUGUAAUAGCAGUUACAGCAGCUUGGAUAAAGGGGGAAGGUGUAACGAUCUGGUUCCUAGCUAUCAUAUAUUUCAUCGCAGGUUGCCCAGGCGGUUAUUUGUUAUGGUAUCGACCUCUUUACCGUGCCAUGAGGUCCGAAAGUGCUUUGAAGUUUGGAUGGUUCUUUCUGUUUUACUUGGUUCAUAUUGGUUUCUGUAUCUAUUCAGCUGUUGCUCCUCCAAUCCCUUUCAAAGGAAAAUCAUUGACGGGAAUUUUGCCAGCAAUUGAUGUCAUUGGCGACAGUGUUAUAGUCGGGAUCUUCUACUUCAUUGGAUUCGGCUUAUUUUGCCUUGAAUCACUCCUCAGCAUCUGGGUCAUGCAGCAAGUAUUAAUGUACUUCCGAGGAAGUGGAAAGGCUGCAGAGAUGAAGCGCGAGGCAGCACGUGGUGCCAUGCGGGCUGCAUUUUGAUCCUUCCAACACGUUGCGGACAUACAGAUAAUUUGUUUGAGGAAAAGAUAUAACAUUCCACGGUUCACCGUAGAUAUUCCACGCCUAUAGUUCUUCAGGUCAUCUGUUUGAUAGUUUUAGUUGGGUGGAGUUUAACAUAUGUAAACACAGAGAUUUCCUUUUUCGUAAUUAACUGAAAUAGGAUGUUCAGCAUUGUAUUUUGCGAACUAUGUCUGUUUUUGCCCUUUUUUCGGUGGUUUAUGAAUAGACAUUCUAAUAGAUUUAAUUGUAAUCGUUCACACGCAUAUACUCAGAUUUUCUGAAAGCUGGUCUGAUGUACAAUUUGUUGUUUUAUCGGUUAGUUAAACAGUCUGUUAUACAGCAAUCA
Molecule: messenger RNA, 1501 nt
Organism: Ananas comosus (pineapple)
Lineage: Eukaryota; Viridiplantae; Streptophyta; Magnoliopsida; Poales; Bromeliaceae
Product: secretory carrier-associated membrane protein 2-like
Exons: 13
Coding region: 196-1134 (312 amino acids)
Biological process (GO): protein transport
Cellular component (GO): recycling endosome membrane; trans-Golgi network membrane
Source: RefSeq, a predicted model, not a curated record